Molecule: messenger RNA, 1688 nt
Organism: Pogona vitticeps (central bearded dragon)
Lineage: Eukaryota; Metazoa; Chordata; Lepidosauria; Squamata; Agamidae
Source: RefSeq, a predicted model, not a curated record
GGGGAGGAGGAGGAGGAAGAGCCCCGGCCUGCAUUUGCUGUGGCGGCAGCGAGUGACCCGCCUGGCUGCUGCUGCUGCGGCCGCCCUCCUUCCUUCCUUCUUCCCUUCCCUGCCCACGGCAGAGCCCAUUGGGAGGGGGACGGGAGUCCGUAACGAGCCGUCCCUGGCGGGGCCUUCUCCUCCACCCGGUCUCUCUCUCUCUCUCUCUCUCUCUCUCUGCGCCCGGCACUCGGGGAGCCAUUCUCGCUCUCGCUGGCUCAGUUCCUGCCCAGCGCUAUGGCGGCGGCGGCGGCGGCGGCGGAACCCAGCAAUAGCGGCCGAUACCAGCAGUUGCAGAAUGAAGAGGAGCCUGGUGAAAAUCUGGAAGCUGUGAAUGAUUUUCCGCCUCCUUACAGCAGCAUUUCUGGAGAAAACUCAGUGUAUUUUGACUACAAAGAUGAGUCUGGGUUUCCUAAACCCCCUUCUUAUAAUGUAGCCACAACACUGCCUACUUAUGAUGAAGCAGAGAGGACUAAGGCAGAAGCUACUAUUCCUUUAGUUCCUGGAAGGGAGGAGGACUUUGUGGCACGAGAUGAUUUUGAUGAUACUGACCAGCUGAGGAUAGGAAAUGAUGGCAUUUUCAUGCUGACUUUCUUCAUGGCAUUCCUUUUCAACUGGAUUGGAUUCUUCCUCUCUUUCUGCUUGACUACUUCAGCAGCAGGAAGAUAUGGGGCUAUUUCUGGAUUUGGUCUCUCUCUCAUUAAGUGGAUCUUGAUUGUUAGGUUCUCCACUUAUUUCCCUGGAUACUUUGAUGGUCAGUACUGGCUGUGGUGGGUGUUCCUUGUAUUAGGCUUUCUCCUGUUUCUCAGAGGAUUUAUCAAUUAUGCAAAGGUUCGGAAGAUGCCAGACACAUUUUCCACUCUGCCCAGGACUCGAGUUCUCUUUAUUUACUAAAGGUAACACCUCAACUGAUGUUUUCUGGCACCGUUUUCCUGCAUCAAUGAAUUCUCCCUCAAGUAGUAAGUGGACACCUGCAGGAAAUGAAUCAAGACUCUGAACACAGAAGAAGAAGAAAAAAUUAAUCACCUGCUCUAAAAUAAAUAAAGUACUGUUUUAAAAAAAAUGAUGCAUUUCUUUCUAUUUGUUUCUAGAUGUAAAAUUUUAAUAGUUUACUGCAGAAUUCCUGUAAUCAUUGAAUCAUUAGUGGCUAAUGUUUGAAACGGCUCUUGCAAUCAAGUCUGUGAUGUUACUAAUAAUGCCUUACAUAGUAUUUGUAGUUAAAUAGCAUGAGCUAUUGCCCUGUAGCCAGAAGGGGUCAGUCUUGCUUUUUGUUCUCCUUAAAAAAUGAACUUGGAAUAUGUCUCUUAGUGUAAGAUAUGUAAUAAUGCUGGCCAUUGUGAAAGGGUUGUUCUUGGAACAUUAGAAACUUGUUUUGACUGUAUUUCCGCACAUAUGUAUCUGUUGUUAAAAUAAAAUGAAAACAACCUGGAAGAAAAAGCCUACAUGCACAAUAUGGAUGUUUUUAUGAAACAGUGAUGAAAGAUUAUUGCUGAGAAGGUGGUACAAGUAUUGCAUUUUUGUAAUAUGUAUUCAACAUUUCUUACUGUCGUCUUGCGCUUUUUUGGGAUAGGGACUCUUGUAGUCUGUCUUGGAUGUCAUCAAAUUAAAACAGUUUGAUGAUGCCAGAUAUAGAACCAGAAAGCAAUUCA